AUGCCUCCGCCCCCAAUCCCUCCUUCGCACCCACCCGCCGACCCGCGAGAAUCAACUACCACGGCAACACAACCGCCGACGCUGAGGAAAAAGCCCUCGGCGGGUAUUCUGACUACCACCACGUCCGCCUUGGGCCACAGAACAACACGCAUCACCACCACCGCAGCCGCCGCCCCGACGACCACCUCCGCCUCCUCCCCUGCCGUGCCGUUGUCCCGCCAUCCGUUCAAACGGAGGGACCAAAAUGCAACGUCGACAGCACGGGGCAUGAGGGCUGGAUUUGAUCCGAAAGCGCCCACGCCGACGACGGCGAGGCAGACCACUCCAAGGAUGCCAUCCUACGAGCGACCAGGUCCCACUGGUACUCGACAACCACAAGUCCCAACCGCAGCAAGGGCAGUAAACAACAGCGGCAAACCGCCAGUGACUCCAAAAGUAGCGACGCGUCUUGCUCCUUCUACUACUUCUACUCAACACCAGAACCCGACAAGCGUUGCGACACCGCUGCCACGACGCCCAAGGCCUGAUACCAUCUUGAGCGCCAAUGGCUCGGGGCCGCGCGAUAAACUCGACAUCACUUCCCCCGUAGCCGCAUUCUUAAACACCACCAAUGUCACACCGAGAUCUGGAUCAAGACAAAACCGCGUUGAAAGCGCCCACAGCACUCCGAACGCCACCCCCAAUAUUGAACGACACGAUUCUUUCGACAGUAGAAAUGGGCUGGCUAUCUCGCCAUCCGUUGUUGACGAUGUGACUUCGAGACGACCCGUAGUAACAUUCAGUCCGGCCUCCGAUGUGAGUGGCGCUGGCCAUCGUCAGGACCCGGAUUCAAAGUUCUUUUAUGCCGCAGACGUUCCGAGACAGACCCAGCAAGCACAUCCGAGACCAGUAGUUGCACCGCAACAAGCGAGGAACACAACUUUUUUCCAUGCCAGCGGAAGCCCUGCUCCAGAUCGAUCAAGUGUUGUCUCUCCACUGGUAUCUCCUGCUGCCACCAGCAAUGACAGUCUCAUGAGCAAGUUCUUUUAUGCAAACGGAGCACCAGAAUUACAGCCUGCCCCCAAAUUUGGACCAACGAGGAGAGGACCGAGCUCGGUCGUGUCUACAGCUUCUAAAAUACCAACAAACCGGACGGGCAAUGCGCUCAGGCCAACUUCUCCUGUUGGGGUCCAACCCAAGGUCAAGAGCGGACACAACACACCCCUUGUGUCUCCUCGAUCCCCCAUAGCGAGCUCACACCAUCGACUCAGCGUGGGCAGCCAAGGAAGGUCUGGACUGGAACAAACUCCCCAUUCUACCGGUGCAGAAAGAGCCCACGCUCGCCCAAAGAGCCUGACCAUUGCCGAUGCUCCUGCCAUAGCCAGGCUUAUGUCUUCUCAUGGCUCCAUCCCCCCCACCCCUGCCUCUGAGGCAACAUCUCCCCUAUUUGCCCCACCGAGCACGAUUCUUCCAGGAAGCCCAGGCAUGAGUGGGUUUGCAUCACUUCUUCAGGCUGCCGAGGAUUUUGCCGAAUCAGAAGAAGGGAAGUCAGAGUCGCUGAACAGCCCAGCGAAGUCUAGCUCGCAGGAAAAGGAACCGCUGAGUGAUUUGGUCGCCAACGCGCGCCGAGAGCGCAAAGUGCAAGAUUUGCAAAUUACAAACGCCAGUCUUGAGGCAAUCAAUAGGACGUUGGAAAGGCAAUUGCGGAAGCAGACUGCUGAGCUGCGGCGUUAUAAGCGGAUGUCGAGGAUGAGCAUGGCCUCGUUGAGUAGCCGCGUCCCAUCGGCCUCGACAGCUGCAGGUGGGGGAUUGGCGAAAGCUGGAAUGGAGCUGAAUGAUCUCAACGAGGAAGAGGGUGAGAUUGCAGCGGGGGACGCUGCGAUAGAGGAACUGGAAGAGGAAGACGAAGAGGAAGAAGAAGAGGAGGAGGAGGAAGAUUCCAUGUCUGGCUCGGAGCAUUCGGAUUCGGGCAGUUCCGGGGCCAACACGGAGCGCAAUGAGUCGCGCCAGAAGAGAGACGAGCGGAGGCUUCAGAUUGAUCUCUCCAAGCAUCAACAACUGCUCGUCGACAGUCAGAAAAUGAACCAAAGUCUGAAGCGGUGUUUGGGGUGGACGGAGGAGCUGAUCAAGGAAGGAAAACGAGCUCUUGCCUACAAAAUUACCGUCAGCGACAUUGAGUUGGGCGGUCGGGUACUUGUUCCCGAGGAGAUUGAGGCUCUAGAACCGCAACAGGAAGAGGAUGGAAGCGUCAUGGAAAACGAUAUUGAAGACUACGAGGAUGAACUAAAAGACGACUCUCUUUAUGGGGAAGAGCCUCGGUUGGACAAUCUAGGUAGUACCGACACCGAAAACGACGACCUGAAGGACGAUUCCCUCUAUGGAGACGACCCUCGCUUGGACGAUGAUCUCAGAGACGACUCUCUUUAUGGGGACAACCCCCGCUUAGACGACGAUUUUCGAGAUGAUUCUCUUUAUGGGGACAUCCUUCGCUCGGAUGAUGAUCUUAGAGACGACUCCCUCUACGGCGACAACCCUCGCUAUGAUGACGAUCUCAAAGAGGACUCUUUAUAUGAGGAAAAUCCUCGAUUAGACGACGACCUUGACAGCAGUGACACUGAGGAUGAGAAAGAACGACGAAAAACGUGGAGGCCAGAUGCACAGGACAGGGACAGUGGGGUCGAGUUGCCUACUGACAGCAGGUAA
Podospora pseudocomata is the source of this 2682-nucleotide messenger RNA. RefSeq lists its product as uncharacterized. The transcript has a single exon. The record is from RefSeq and is a predicted model, not a curated record. Bases 1 to 2682 code for a protein of 893 amino acids. Lineage: Eukaryota; Fungi; Ascomycota; Sordariomycetes; Sordariales; Podosporaceae.